Nipponia nippon (crested ibis) is the source of this 908-nucleotide messenger RNA. The record is from RefSeq and is a predicted model, not a curated record. NCBI's taxonomy places the organism in Eukaryota, Metazoa, Chordata, Aves, Pelecaniformes, Threskiornithidae.
AUGAAUAUUUCUCAGAUUGUACCAAAGAAAUGUCAGAAGGCUCGAGAACACUUUGGUACAGUGAGAACACAGCUGGAAUCUCUGAAGACCAAGUUCCCUGCUGAUCAGUAUUACAGAUUUCAUGAGCACUGGAGGUUUGUACUUCAGCGGUUGGUGUUUCUGGCAGCGUUUUUAGUCUACUUGGAGUCAGAAACAUUAGUGACCCGAGAAGCUGUUGCAGAAAUACUUGGGAUUGAAGCUGAUCGAGAGCGGGGCUUUCACCUGGACAUUGAAGACUAUCUUUCUGGUGUAUUAACUCUCGCCAGUGAGCUGGCCAGGCUGGCAGUCAACAGCGUCACGGCCGGUGACUAUUCUCGCCCUCUCCGCAUCUCAACUUUUAUCAAUGAGCUGGAUUCUGGCUUCCGUCUCCUCAACCUGAAGAACGACUCCCUGAGGAAACGUUACGAUGGCCUGAAAUACGAUGUCAAGAAAAUUGAGGAAGUGGUUUACGACUUGUCAAUCAGAGGACUCAAUAAGGAAGCAACAGUUGGUGUGGGUGGAGAGAAAUGAAGGAUGCUCGGUUUAACAGCAUCAUUGAUUACCUCAGAUGGUUGCCAAUUUAGGAAGCAUGCUAGCGAAGCCUUCCUACAGUAGUUUAGAAGAACUGCAGCUGAAAGCUGCUCUCUAUUUUCUUACAAAAGGUGUAGUACGGGUGUUAGAUCUCAAAAUGUUUUGUAAAAUCACGUCUAGAUUAGGGCAGGAGGCUCUCUGGUUCCAGUGGAAUUCCUCUGUCAGGACGCGGGGUGCCGUUCUGCGCACAGCAGCAAUAGUAGUCGCUAACUCCCAUGAGCUCAAAUUCUCGUUAGUUCUCUAGUGUUGCUUCACUGCUCCGGCAGUGAUGUGCUUCAGCUGCCCCUGCGCACACCCCU